AUGGCGAAAAAGAAGUCACAGACCAAGGCCAAGAGCCAGAGGAGGGUUCAAGAUGCCUUUCAAAUGGCUGAGAGAGAAACCAGGGGCUGGGACAACAACGAUAGCGAUUCUGACGACAAUGUCAGAGGAGGUAUUAUGAGGGCCAAGAAGAGCAUGGAAGGAGGCCAUUCCGGGAGCGAGGACGACUUUGAGGAUGAGGAACUUGACUCUGACGAGGCAUUUGGCUCCGAAGAUGACUAUGAUAUUCUGGAUUCCAAGUUCAAGGGAGGAAAAUUGAAUGACGAGGAGUAUGACAGUGAUGGCUCCUACACUUCCAUAGACGAGGAUGAUUUGAUUCCACUCAGUGAGGUCUGGGACAGAGACGAUGCGGAUAUGAAAAGCACUGUUCCAAGCUCUUCUUCUAAGCAAUCCAAUGAUAUUGUUUUGAACGAGGACUUUGAAAGCGAGAGCGAAGAAGAAUCCUCGGAUGACGAGCCAUCUGAAGAUGACGGUAAUGAAGACGAGGAAGACCCCUUCACGGGUUUCUCGGAGGACGAAGAGAUUGAGCUGUCCAAUGUUAAAUCGGCUAUAGAUGCCAAGCGGCCAAAAGCUUUGAAGAAAAAGAGGUUUUUGGUCAAUGAGACGCAGACAGAAAGCGAGUUCAAUGUUCCUGUCAAUGGUACGUUGUCUUUGGAAGACAUGAUUGCCGGUGUCGAGGGUGCUCAGGAAGAACUUCGUUUUGUCGAUACCACUGAGGAUCAAGAAGGUGGUGCUAAGGUGGUUGCGGUCCCUCUCCCACAGAGCAUAAAGGAAAGAAACGACAGAAGAGCAGCUUACGAGAUCACCAAAGACGAGGUUAACAAGUGGAAAGACACCAUCCAAGAGAACCGAAAGGCUGAGGUGUUGAAGUUCCCAUUGAACCCAGAAGUCGAGCAUAACAUGCCUUCUUCGUUCACUGCUCCCGAGAAGCCUUUGACCGAGUUAGAGGAAAAAGUUCAGAAGGUUCUGGUGGAAUCCUCUAUGGAUAACAUGAAGAAAGAAGAAGCUCUGUUUGAAGAGAUCAUGUCUGCAAAGAUGUCCAAAGAGGAGAUGAUGAAGAGAACCAACGAACUUAGGCUUAUGCGUGAGUUAAUGUACCGUGGACAGCGCGACUCCAAGAGGUUGAAGAAGAUCAAGUCCAAAGCAUAUCGCCAGAAACUGAGAAAGGAGAAGCUGAAAAAUCAGGAAUUAAUCGAUGAACUCGAAGGUGAUGAUGGUGAUGACGAAGAGGCAGAUCUGCAGAGGGCCAGAGAAAGAAUGUCGUUAAAGCACAAAAACCAAUCUGCUUGGGCCAAGAGCAUGACGAAAAGCGGUAUGACCAAAGAUAAAGAGGCCAGAGACGAAGUUGAGAGCAUGUUAAGGCAGGGCGAAAGACUGCGUAUGAAGCAGCUUGGCAGAGACGGAGAGGACGAAGACCAAAGGGACCUUGAUGAUAUGGAACGAGAGCUUGAGGAAGAGAACGUUGAAGUUGAUCUUUCCAAGCUCGGUAAAGGUGUUAUGAAUAUGGAUUUCAUGAAAAACGCUGCAGCCAGGUCCAGGCAGGAUAAUCAAAGACUUCUUGAAAAGCUCAGAAAUGGUGACGAUUACGAAGAGGACCAAAACGUGGACUCUGUGAAUGUGAGCCACAAUGUGGGUAGACGUGUAUACACUCCGGGUGUUUCAGAUCUCAAAGCUCAAACUGCCGAACUGGACAUUCAGGUUGCUAACCAGAUCGCAGAGGAAAAUGAGAAAAGUCUUUCUGGUCGUCUCAAUGAGAGACGGAAGCUCUCGGAGAAGGUGGUUGUUUCUACUGAACAGGCCGUUAAAGCUACUGCUUCCAACCCAUGGUUAUCGUCAGAUUCAAAGUCCAGAAAGUCCAAUAGGAUCUCUGUGGUUGACGAGUCUUCCUCUGUUUUGGCCAAAUCUGCUUCGAAGAUCAAUAAGAAGAGAAGUGCAGGCUCCAAUCACGAUCUGGACGACUCGAAUCUGAUUGAUCUUGACUCCACUCUUCGCGUUGUGGAUCCAUAUGGAGGCGAAGACGAAGGAGAGGAACACGAGAUUGAAAGCGGUGGAAUGUUCAAGCAGAAAGACCUGAUUAGACAGGCGUUUGCCGGAGAUGAUGUGGUCAAGGAGUUUGAGGAAGAAAAGAAACAAGUGAUCGAGGAAGAAGACGACCAGGAAGUAGAUGACUCCAUGCCAGGUUGGGGAGGAUGGGCUGGCGAAGAUAUCAAGCCCAAACAAUCUAAAAAGAGAAAGAUCGUGAAGGGAGUGAUGAGCGCGAAUAAGAGAAAGGACAAGAACAUGAAGAAGGUGAUCAUCAACGAAAAGGUGAAUAAGAAGAACUCCAAGUUCCAGGCCCAAGGUGUUCCGUAUCCGUUCGAGACCAUGGAGCAGUAUGAGAGGAGUCUCAGGCUUCCAAUGGGCCAGGAAUGGACCAGUAGAGAGACUCAUCAAAAGCUCACCAUGCCAAGGGUUAUUGCUAAGCAUGGCUCUAUCAUUGAUCCAUUGAAGGCUCCGUUCAAAUGA
Kuraishia capsulata CBS 1993 is the source of this 2523-nucleotide messenger RNA. RefSeq lists its product as uncharacterized. The transcript has a single exon. The record is from RefSeq and is a predicted model, not a curated record. Gene Ontology annotation, cellular component: small-subunit processome; nucleolus. Bases 1 to 2523 code for a protein of 840 amino acids. Gene Ontology annotation, biological process: rRNA processing. NCBI's taxonomy places the organism in Eukaryota, Fungi, Ascomycota, Pichiomycetes, Pichiales, Pichiaceae.